AUGUAGCCAUUUUUUGCGCAAUUUAGUAUGGAUUUCAGAUAUUUAAUUUAUGAAGAAGCUAAUUUAUUCAACACAAGCUUUAGCGAUAUGUAUUUUUGAUCUUUAUUUAUCAGUUUUCAAUCAUUUGAUAGUGAUAUAUCAUUUUAGUUAGCAAAUUAAUCGCCGCCAUUUCUUCAUAUUGAAAAUCCAGGAAUUUAAAUGGUAUCUAUCAAUAGAAAUGAAGGAAGAAGCUUGUAAUUAUUAUAUUUGAAAUUAGUCAAAAAAAGUAGAUUUAAGAGAUGUACACAAGAUUAAGAAAACAUGAAAUUAAAAAUACCAUAUUAAAUAAAAGUGAGCCUUAUAUAAAAAUAACUGUUAUUAAAAACCAAAAUCUAUUAAACCCUACUGAGUAAAUUGAAUACUUUAUAAAUUAAUUUGGGUAUCUGUGUUUUUUAAAGAAAGUAUGAUAGGUUCUAUAAAAAAUGCUGAUUCAGAAGAUGUUAUCAUAGGUAGACAAGAGAAACUUGAAAACUAUUAAGGCUAAUUAAUAUUUCCUAAUGACAUAAGUAAAUAAAUGAAUAAGUUUAGUUUUAAAAGAAAGUGAGAGAUUGAUUUCUAGGAUUCAUUGCAAAAUAAUCUUUAAAGACUUUUUUAGGAAAAAAACUUCUCUAUUACCUUUAUAUCAAAAAACCUUAUGCGAAUUAAGAUUACCUUAUAAUAUAAUUUCGAAAAUUUAAUCCUAUUUAGAGUAUUAUAUUUGUAUUUUUAAGGGAACCAAAAGAUUGUUAUGUUUAAGAUAUCGGAAGUGUAUUUGGAACACAUAUAAAAGUUAAUAGAAACUAUUCAGCAAUGAAAAAAUAUCAAUAAUAUAGUAUUGGGAGUGAAACAACAAUUCAGAUUCUUGAAAUUCAUAAUUUAGGAUCAGAAUAAAAGCCAAAGGAUUAAGAGUUCGAGAGAUUGAUAUCAAAAUUAAGAAAUGCCAAAUAUAAGUGUUCUUUGUAAGGACUAGAUCUAAAACACUAUGACAGAACACUAUUGGUAGACUAAAGUUUUGAUUAAAUUCUAACUAAUCUAAAAUGUUAUAAAGUACCAUUUAUUGUGAUCAAAUUUGGAGGAUCUGGAGUGACAGAUCACAAUUAGAAUAUUUUUUUCGCUAAAGAUUUCUCUACUGUAUUUUCAAUUGGAAGAGGGAAUGAAAAUAAUGUCAGAAUCAAUUCAAAUACAAUAUCUAGGAAAUAGACUAGAUUUAGAUUUAACUUAAAGUAUCCAUAUUAGGUCUAAAUAUAUAGAGAAAAUAAUUGGGAAAUUGCAGAUGGAAGUUAAGAAAAGGAAUCAGCUAACGGGACAUGGAUGUAAUUGUAAAAAAUCCAAGAAAGAGAUUAAAAACUUGAAUCGUAGAUUCAUCCUUUGAAACAUUAAUCAGAAAUAAAAAUAAGUGAAUACAUUUUGAAAAUUGAACUUUUUAAGGGAAAGUAUAUUUUUAAUUUAUAAAUUAAGUUAAUAAGAAAAAACUAGACUUGAAUUUAUGAAAUCUUUUUUAUGA
Molecule: messenger RNA, 1522 nt
Organism: Paramecium pentaurelia
Lineage: Eukaryota; Ciliophora; Oligohymenophorea; Peniculida; Parameciidae
Source: the annotation of a GenBank genome assembly